Molecule: messenger RNA, 1226 nt
Organism: Salvia splendens (bonfire salvia)
Lineage: Eukaryota; Viridiplantae; Streptophyta; Magnoliopsida; Lamiales; Lamiaceae
Product: RNA-binding protein 1
Exons: 6
Coding region: 113-715 (200 amino acids)
Molecular function (GO): RNA binding
Source: RefSeq, a predicted model, not a curated record
AGAAAAAGGUUUUUUUUUUCAAAAUUCAGAAUCCAAAGCCCUAAUUUCAACCAACUGCAUAAGGAUUUUGAUCUCUCACUCCAAUUAUCGAGCUGAUUAAUCGAUAACAGUUAUGGCGGAUGCUUAUUGGAGGUACGGCGACGGUAGGCAGCAGCCAGCUUCGCUUCCCCCUCACGUGGUUAAACGACCCCGUACCGAUUCUGAUAUGCCUAGUGGACCUGACAUGUCAGGCUACUAUGGCCGUGACGAGGAUAGGGCUGGACUGCGUGUUAUUAGAGAUACGGACACCAUGAAUGCAACAUAUGAUCGCUACCUCCGCAGUGUGCAAAUGCCGUCAUACGCCAGUGAGUCUGGACGAUCUAUGAGCAGUGGACUUGGAGGACAUCAUCAUGUUGAUGAUCCACGUGCGUUAGGAAUUGUCGGGUCAAACCCAGCAGCCGCAGCAGCUGCAAAAAACCGAUCUUUGGGAGUUGGAGGACGGCCUGAAAUUCCUCUUCCUCCUGAUGCUAGCAGCACCUUGUUUGUGGAGGGCUUGCCUGCGAAUUGCACUCGCAGGGAAGUUUCCCAUAUAUUUCGUCCAUUUGUAGGCUACAAGGAAGUAAGGCUAGUAACUAAAGAAUCAAGACAUUCUGGUGGUGAUCCCCUGGUGCUUUGCUUUGUUGAUUUUCAGAGCCCGGCUCAUGCAGCCACAGCAAUGGAUGCUAUACAAGGCUGAGUAGUGAGGCGAGUUCAUCAGCUUGAUGAUUGGAACGGAACUGCUGCACCAGCUUCCUCAGCCGUUUUGCAGCUGCACGCGUUCAAUCAAGAUCAAGAUUGCAUCCAAUGAAGCUUGACAAGCCGGGGCCAUCUUUUUUCCCCGGGUACCAUCACUGACUGCACCUCCAAAAGGCAGAAUGAUGCCUCUGUGCACGUGUGGACAGCGCGGAUACCUUCAGAAGGUGCACAGCAGCAGCUGACGAGAUGGUUUUGACUGGCACAGUCAGGUUGCUAGAAGAGGUGGAUUGGGUUGCUUGGAAUUGUAGUAAAAUUAAAAUCAAGUUUAGUAUAGUGUGUGUUUUUCUUUGUUUUUGGAAAUUAAUGUUUUCAUGAAGCCAUGCUGUGCUUUGUAAUGACUUCUUGGCGCCGGAAACAUGUAAUACGUUGAUUAAAAUUCACAAAAUACUGGAAAAGAAUGUGAAGAAAUUGAAUUUUCAUUUAUUCUCUUUUGAAUAUCAAAAGAAGCUCAA